Molecule: messenger RNA, 1659 nt
Organism: Dimorphilus gyrociliatus
Lineage: Eukaryota; Metazoa; Annelida; Polychaeta; Dinophilidae
Source: the annotation of a GenBank genome assembly
GUUUUUAUUAAUCAUAAUCUAUUCAAAUUUUUACCAACUAUGGAGAACUAACAGUCAAACUCUUCUAUACAAAUAAUUAAUGAAUCUCUAUAGAAUAGAUUGUCAUUUCGUUGGAUAGAUUUUAGAACGAUAAAGGAUACAAAUAACGAAAUUUAUGUAUUUCUCUUAAAUAUGUAUAUAAAUAUAUAUUACUGCUAAAUAGCAUAAUAUAUAAAAUUGUGAGAAAAUCUCUUCAUAUAUUCCAUCUUUCCUAAAGAUGUACAGCUGCUGGAAUGGUUGGAAAAUAUUAAGGAGAAUCAACGAAAUUUUAAACUCAAAUCGUCAAUCGGCCAACGACAUUUCUAAAGAGGAGAUUUUGGCAUCUAAUCCGGCAGAGUUGUGCAAUAUAAACCUUUACAGAUUUGGACCAUUAAUAGGAAGCUCAUGCGAAAACAGUGUUAAUAUAUAUGCUGCUGAAAGGAAAGAUACAAAGAAGCCGGUAGCUAUACGAUGUGUUAAUCUAGAAUAUUUAAAAAUUCCUCUAUCAUUGCUUGAAGAUGAACUCCAGAUUACGGGCCGCUUACAUCACCCGAACAUUCUUAGUUUUUUAUGUUCGUUCACCAACGAUUCUUACAUAUUUACUGUUACCAAUCACAUGUCAUAUGGAUCGUGUAGAGACUUACUGCACGCUCAUUUUAAAGGAGGUUUGCCGGAACAAGCCAUUGCAUAUAUUCUGAAGGAAACACUUAGAGGAUUAGCUUAUUUACACAAACAAAAUAUUGUACAUAGAUCUUUAAGGGGAAGUCAUAUUUUAGUUGGAAGUCAAGGUCGAGUCAAACUCUCCGGAUUGCGUUAUUGUCGAGCAAUUGACCACUUGGAACCGACUCAUCUUUCAUCUGGGCGAAGAGUUAUACACGAUUUUCCGGAUGUAGGUUUUCAAUCGUCUCUAAUAUGGGCUAGUCCAGAAUUACUCGAACAAAACUUAGCAGGAUAUACCGUGAAAAGCGAUAUUUAUAGUUUAGGAAUAACUGCCUGUGAACUCGCCAACGGUGGUCCUCCAUUCGACGAUAUGCCAAAGAUGAGAAUGCUAUUAGAAAAAAUAAAUGGAAUUGUUCCUAUGCUCGAGGACUCAAAAACAGUUCCAAGUUGUGACAGAACCUUUUCUAAUAAUUUCCAUCUAAUGGUUGAAUCCUGCCUUAGAUUGGAUGCUCACACAAGACCAAGAGCGGUUGAACUACUUCAUGAUGAUUUCUUUAAGGUUACAAAGAAGAGAAGUAUUUCGGAAGCUCUUCCAGAGCUUUUAUUACCAAUAAGGCCUUUAUCAAGAUUAGAAAGAGGACACGAGAGCGACUAUGAAUUUUUAUCUAACGAAAUGAACAACAUAACUUGUGCCGAGACUAUAGAAUGGUCUUUUUAAUAAAAUUAAUUAAGACCAUAGAAUAAAUGAAUUAGAAGAAAACUACAAGAGAAUUUAAAGAAAUCAAAGGGAAAAAAUGAAGACAAAGAUUCAGGUUACAAAUAAAUAUAUAUAUAAAUAUAUAUGCAUAUAUACUGAAAGUAGAUUUUUGCUUAACUAAUUUAUUAUUAUAAGUAUUUUUAAAAGAUUAUUGCGAUUAUUAUCUGGUAAUUUCAGGAAAAAAUCUCAAAUUCUAUGAAAACAAAGCCUUAUGUCUUUUAAAA